Drosophila persimilis is the source of this 1440-nucleotide messenger RNA. RefSeq names its product ras-related protein Rab-18 (gene Rab18). NCBI's taxonomy places the organism in Eukaryota, Metazoa, Arthropoda, Insecta, Diptera, Drosophilidae. The transcript is spliced from 3 exons. The coding region runs from base 108 to 701 and encodes 197 amino acids. Gene Ontology annotation, molecular function: GTP binding; GTPase activity. The record is from RefSeq and is a predicted model, not a curated record.
GUGCUCGCCAAAGAUUCGCUGUAUAUUUAGAUCCGCAAUAGUUCUACAAAUAAAUAAGAGCCAAUGAGUUCUUUAAAAAAGCACAACAGACACAUUAAUUGAUAACAAUGGCUGAUAGGGCUAUCAAGCUGUUAGUCAUCGGAGAAAGUGGUGUAGGCAAAUCCAGCUUAAUACGGCGCUUUGUCGAGAACAAAUUCGACGAGAAUCAUGACGUCACAAUUGGCAUGGACUUUAAAAGCAAGGUGAUGAAUGUCGACGGAAUUGACUACAAAGUAGCACUCUGGGACACUGCGGGAGCCGAAAGGUUUCGCAGUCUGACACCAAGCUUCUAUCGGAAGGCUCUUGGCGCCAUCCUGGUCUACGAUAUCACGAACCGCGAUUCCCUGGUCAAACUUGAGGCCUGGCUGGCCGAGCUGGACAGCUACAGCGAUAAUCCCAACAUAGCCAUAAUCGUCGUGGGAAAUAAAAUCGACCAGGAGCGUGUUGUCGAUCGCGAGGAGGGGCGCAAGUUUGCCCGAAAGCAUCGUGCACUCUUCAUCGAGACCUCGGCCAAAUGCGACCAGUUCGUUAGUGAUGUGUUCAAGGACGUUGUUGAGAAGAUUGUAUCCUCGGAGUAUUUUGGCAACGGAUAUGGCUCCGAUGGCAUGGAUAUUGGAGGCAAUGACGUUCACGAGAAACCUGCCUCGACGUGUAAUUGUUGACGUUCGUGUAUUUCAACCAGAUGUUAUGUGUGCUUUGUCAAAUUUUUAGCGUGUAUUUUCUUAUUUGUUUCAAUAUCAUUAGCAUAAAGUCAAACUAACCCUUCAAUUUGUUUCGCCUAUAAAGCCCAUGCUCGUGCAUUCAAGCUAGUUUGUCUCUAAGGAUCGCAAACACUAAUAGAUUCGAAGAAUAACUCCAACUGUCAAUACUUAUUGGCAAAUGUAGGAAGGUUCGAAGUUUCUUUAUCUACCUAAAUCAAAACAUUUGUUUACCAAUGAGCUCAGUGAGUGACGCUUAUUAAUAGCUUAUUAAUCGGUUCAUACAUUCAUAUUCACAUACAUAGAAGGCAGGGAAUGCACAGUAGGGCUUAUCUAUAACUCAUUCUAAAGGUAAUAACCAGCUGUAACGUGAGUCGCGUAUAUCCAAUAUUAGGAAUUAUACAACUUGUACACUAUAUAUUCCUGCACUCCGUUUAUGCUCCUUCCACCUAAUGAUAAAUAUUCCUGUCUUUACCGCAAAUCGUACUGCAAUUUGCUUUCCCUCUCUCUCUCUCUUCCCAACGAGAUACCAUCCAGUCGUUAUAGGGGCGCCACUCGACGAGAGAGAGUGAGAGCGAGCGCGUGGCAGGGGAUUCACCUUGUCUUCGAUCUGAUCCAAAGGAAACAUUCUGUUAGAUGUUAGAUCAUAUUUUCUUCCCCGUCAUUAUCGAAACCCAAAAAUAUAUUAAGCUGAUUAUCCUUU